Coregonus sp. 'balchen' is the source of this 16814-nucleotide messenger RNA. The record is from the annotation of a GenBank genome assembly. Lineage: Eukaryota; Metazoa; Chordata; Actinopteri; Salmoniformes; Salmonidae.
AUGCAGCAGCAUUGGUGCCUCAGCCCCAGACAGUUUUCCUGUGUGGUUGUCAGGGGUAACUGGACCAACCAGGUCAGGCCUGGUCCCGGCGGUCCGGACCUGACUGACGAGGAGAAGGAGAUCAUUAACGGUGUGAUCGCCCGGGCUGAGAAGAUGGAGGCCAUGGAGCAGGAGAGAAUUGGGUGAGGACUGAAGAGACAUUCUGAGCUAAUGGAUUGGAGCUCCAUUGCACUGCCAACCUCAGUGUUGUUAAAUGUUCUGCUCUGCAAAAAUGCUGCACAAGAUGAUAGAAUUACAGACAACAUUAUUCAACCAGUUGGACCAGUCAUUACCACAUUUACCCAACUGAGCUUGAAUGUUCUACUGGUAAUUGAAUGUAAUGAGAGAUGUCCCAACUGCUGCAGGCGCCUGGUGAACCGUCUAGAUGACAUGAAGAAGACGGUGUGUGGGGACGGGGUGAACCGCUGUCUGCUGUGUGGGGAGCAGCUGGGUGUGCCAGGGGUCAGCUCAGUGGUGUGUGAGGACUGCAAAAAGGUAUGUGCAGCAUGGGGGUUGGAAAGAUUGGCUUUUGGCCCAUUCCUAGAAGGCAAAGGCACUUUGCUUUUGCUGUGAUAGGCUAUUAUGGACCAUGUUAGGCCACAAUAGAGCCUGAGCAAUGUAAGGUAUUUAUGACAUUGUAAACAUUGUGACCUCUUUGUGAACCUAUGUCUCCUCUACUGUAGCACAUGUGCACCAAGUGUGGAGUGCAGAGUGGCAGCCGGCCGUGCUCUGUGUGGCUCUGCAAGAUCUGCAGCGAACAGCGAGAGGUGAGUAUUUCUGUGAAACACACGGUGACAGAGAUAUGUCAUAGCGUGAUGUUACAGUAUGUGUCAUAAUGAAUUAAAAGACAUGGUGGGUGAAAAAUACAAAGUGAUGAUUAACUUCAUGUGAGACAAGGGAUCAGGGAGAUUAACAGUGAGUGUACAUUCUUAGAAAAAAGGGUUCUUCGGCUGUCCCCAUAGGAUAACCCUUUUUGGUUCCAGAUAUAACUAUUUUGGGUUCCAUGUAGAACUUGCUGUGUAAAGGGUUCUACAUGGAACUCAAAAGGGUUCUACCUGGAACCAAAUAGGGUUUUUGCUGUGGGGACAGCUGAAGAACCCUUUUAGGUUCUAGAUAGCACCUUAUUUUCUAAGAGUGUAGGUGUCAGUGUUAAAGCUUGUAUGACGCAGGCCAUUCUUUUUGGACCCCAGGAGAAUAGCUGUUGUCAUGGUGUCAGCUAAUGGGGAUUCGAAAGAUGAAAGAUUCUUCAUCAUUUCUUAGGUGUGGAAGCGAUCUGGUGCCUGGUUCUUUAAAGGCUUCCCCAAGCAGUUCCUGCCCUCGCCCAUGCCCAUCUCCAAGUCCAGAGAGUCAAGCGCCCAUCGGGCCUCAGAGCCCCAGGAGCCAGCAGCCUCUGACCCCAGGGCUGCUGGUGAUCAGCCCUGGCCACAGGCACAGGCCGGAGGUAAGCAGGCCAGACGGAGCUGUGGGAGUUGGGGUUGUUUCAGGUUGAUUGCUUUCUUGGCUUGUGAGAGUGGCAAAGUAGAUACAGACAUUGUCACGAUCGUUUACGGACGAGAAGGACCAAGGCGCAGCGUGAAAUACAUUCAUAUUUAUUUACGGCUAAACACACAACAAAACAACAAACGAAACGUGAAGUCCAAGGUAGCAUACAAACAACAUACCUUACACGGAACAAGAUCCCACAACUAACAGGUGUCAAAAGGCUGCCUAAGUAUGGUCCCCAAUCAGAGACAACGAGCUACAGCUGCCGCUGAUUGGGAACCACCCCGGCCAACAUAGAUCUGCACAUGCUAGAUCUAAAACAUAGAAAUCAAACAUAGCAACACACAACACGGAAAAUACACACCCUUACUCAACAAAUACAAGUCCUCAGAGUCAGGGCGUGACAGACAUGGUCUGUUUUCAUUAACUGGCCAGGCAGAAUGAAACAGAUUCAGCGAACUAAUUAUAGCUAAAUGGGAAUGAUGUUGCCCUGAACUCAAUAUUCAAUUCUAAAACGACUUGAUAGAGAAAGCAAAGGAAAGCCUGAAUAGUAUCUACAAUGUUCUUUAGUGAUGCUGUAGACUGUGAAAAUAGUACUUAGAUUUCUAAAUUUAGCAGAAAUAUUUUGUAUUUUGUUGGCAACAUAUCCCAGUGGGCAAUGUAGGAGAGGUCGUAAUUCAUGAACUUGUACCACAGGCGGCUGGUGGCACCUUAAUUGGGGAGGAGGGGCUCAUAGUACAAUGGAAUAAAUGGAAUGGCAUCAAAUACAUCAAACAUGUGGUUUCCAUGUGGUUCAUACCAUUCCAUUUACUCCACUCCAGCCAUUAUUAUGAGUCGUCCUCCCCUCAGCAUCCUCCUGUGCUGAAGUCUGAUAUGAAACAUUACAGAAGACAAAGCAGAAGUAAGAGUUUGUAGGGGUGAGAAAGACUCAGUGUCCUGCGCUGCCUGUCUCCCAGGUCCAGAGGAAAGUCAGGCUCCUAGUGCUGGCCAGCAGGGAGCAGGUGAGUCAUUCAGUCAACCCCAGUAUUACUUCAACAGAACCUAAUCAUGCUACCACCCUAACCCUCGACCCAGUACUGUACAUUAGAGUACCAUACUUGCCCUAUAGCCACCCUCUCAAGGCACCAUCUCUCCAGUUUCAUCAGACAAACAUCAUAAGAUGUUGGGAACUCCCACUGGCAUCCAGUCCCUCCUAACUUUUCUUUCCGUUAUUCAUUUCUCAGCAUUACCAUGAAAGCCCAGAUCUGUUUCACAGAAUGGGAACUGCCACCUCCUCUCAGACAGCCAGAUCCAGGAGUGGGUGGUUUCAGUUAGGCAGUGGGAAGUACAUGCUGGGGAAAGCCUGGCACCUCCAGGGGGCCCUGGCAUUGGAGGUGGCAUAGAAUCUGCUCCCACUUGCAGAAGUGUCAUUACCAUUGCAGUAAGAUAUCCUCAUAAAAGAAAGUCAGGGGGAAAGAUAGAGUAAAAAGCCAGGCUUCAUGAUGUGAUCAAGGUUGCCUGCCACGUCUUGUUGUACUGUAUGUAGGUCAAAGCCUGUGCAUUGGAAAAGCUGCAACAUCAAAAGGAUUCACAGAGACUAGGGAGAAUUAUGGAUUCCACUGCAGCGUAGUCUCAGUGAUACACUGAUGUGUGUGUGUGUGUGUGUGUGUGUGUGUGCGCGUGCCUAUAUGUGUGCACGCUUGCUCAUGUGUGUAUGUGUGUUGCAGGACCAGAGGCACAGGGGUGUGCUGGUAAACUACCUGUGGCCCAUAAGCCGACAGAGGUUCGCAUUGCCACUGGUGGGGCUAGUCUUGGUUACACUGAGGGAGGUGCCCAGAACAGCCCAGUGGUGCUGCAGAAGGCUGUUACAGUCCAGAGCUCCAGGCCCCCUCCAGCAGCAUCAGCCAAGCAGGGUAGGGCAAAGCUGGACGCACAUCACCAGACCAGACCAGCCUUGACACUGACACACACUUAUCAUUCAUAGAGGAUGGAAUUAUGCGUGACCAACGCAUAAAAAACGAAUCAUUAUCAUGUAUGUGCUUAUAGCUCCACUGGAGACGGAGGAUAGAGUGCCUCCUGCAGUGCGGGAGGAGAAGAGACAGCCUGUAGCCUACAACCCCCCUCCUGCUCGACAACAAGCCCCCCCGCCUGAGGAGGAGGAGGAUGCAAACAGCUAUGACUCGGAUGAGGCCAGUAAGUGACCAUGUUGUCCUUCCAGCUAGACCUCUACCAUAUGAGCUAUGUGUCUGUUCCUUCAGUGAUCUCUCUCCAUGUCUUCCAGACUGUUUUAAGUCAACAUAUAAAGACUCUGCUCUUUGCAUUUCUAUUUGUUUACAUAGUCAUUCAGCAGGCACUUUUAUCCAGUCUGUUGUAACAUCUCCAUGUUUGAUCUCUUACUCUUUUUAGUCGGUGGCGUUUGUAACAUUCUAAGCAUAUGAAUCAUCUAAUAAUACUAGCAGCCAACGUGUAUCCUUCUAGUAGAAUUCACAGAGCUCUAUUGGUGAUGAUAUACGAUACCCACCAUAUGUUAUCCAAGCAUGUGAAUCAAUAUCUUGGAAGUAACGUAUAAGAGGAUGUAAAACAAGUCAAUAGUGAGACUGUAAUGAGAAACUGUAAUGGAACCAUUUUUUAAUGUCUCCCUUGAGUGAUGGGAAUCGUGUCAUGCCAGUCGUACGUCAUGUUCCGUGCCUCUAGCGGUGAAUAGCCUUUCCUCUCUCCCUGGGGGAUGGGGCAUUAAUUUACUUUAUGGAGGUCCGGGAAUUUAGCACAGAACCCAUUAUUUGGGAUACAAGAGCGCUGACGGGAUCUAUAUUUCCCUUGUGUUUGAAUAGUUCCCAAAUGUUAUAGCAGCAAUGGCAGAAAUAGCAGAGGCUUCAUUGGUUGUGGUUAUCUAUGGAGUUGGCAGUGCCAGGACAGUCAGGUCCUGUUGUGCAGGAUCAGUUACUCAGAGAGAACUCCUGGUUCUAUAGGCUCAAUGGUAUAAAGGGUUGGUAGUAGUACAGAAUUUGUUUGCAUCUACAGUGCCUUCAGAAAGUAUUCACACCCCUUGACUUUUUAUACAGCCUGAAUUUAAAAUGGAUUACAUUGACAUUUUGUGUCACUGGCCUACACACAAUACCCCAUAAUGUCAAAGUAAAAAAAAAAAAAAAAACAUUAUAAAAAAAAAAGGAAAAGCUGAAAUGUCUUGAGUCAAUAAGUUUUCAACCCCUUUGUUAUGGCAAGUUCAGAUGUAAAAAUAGACUUAACAAGUCAUAUAAGAAGUAGCAUGGACUCACUCCGUCUGAAAUAAUAGUGUUAAACAUGAUUAUUCCACAAUACUAACCUAAAUGACAGAGCUAAGCACAGGCAGAAUCCUAGAGAAAAACCUGGUUCAGUCUGCUUUCCAACAGACACUGGGGGACAAAUUCACCUUUCAGCAGGACAAUAACCUAAAACAAAAGGCCAAAUAUACACUGGAGUUGCUUACCAUUGAAUAUUCUUGAGUGGCUUAGUUACAGGCAAGACUUGAAAAUGGCUGUAGCAAUGAUCAACAAUCAACUUGACAGAGCUUGAAGAAUCAUGUGGAAAUAUUGUACAAUCCAGGUAUGCAAAGCUCUUAGAGACUUACCCAGAAAGACUCACAGCUGUAAUCAUUGCCAAAGGUGAUUCUAACAUGUAUUGACUCAGGGGUGUGAAUACUUAUGUAAAUUAUAUAUUUCUGUAUUUCAUUUUCAAUAAACAUGUUUUCACUUUAUCAUUAUAGGCAUAUUUAAUCAAUUUUGAAUUCAGGCUAUAACACAACAAAAUGUGGAAUAAGUCAAGGGGUAUGAAUACUUUCAGAAGGCACUGUAGUUACUGGAGAUGGCAUUAUGUUAUACAAAUUACAUUUGUGCAUUUUCUUUUGUCUGCCUGUAUUCUUAGUGUUUCCAGCCAUUUGAAAUUGUAUUAGCUCAGGAUGUGUAAGGGCUGGUUGGAGUUAGAGAUUUCAGUGCACUGGGCUACUGGAGUUGCAGGUUUUAAAAGCUAGCCUCCCAACCAUUACUCAGCAAUGUGGUGGUUUGGAGCUGUUGGGGGUUUACUGUUUUAGAUGAGGGGAUGAUAGAUUUAAACCUAUUGAUUAUCAGUAUCAUCACAGUUUUGCCCUCCCUUAACAUCUAUGUACAGUGAGGUAAAAAAGUAUUUGAUCCCCUGCUGAUUUUGUACGUUUGCCCACUGACAAAGAAAUGAUCAGUCUAUAAUUUUAGUGGUAUGUUUAUUUGAGCAGUGAGAGACAGAAUAACAACAAAAAAAUCAAGAAAAACGCAUGUCAAAAAUAUAAAUAUAAAUUCAUUUGCAUUUUAAUUAGGGAAAUAAGUGUUAACAUUUUAUUUACAUUUUUCAUAUUCUGUUUGAAUUGGGGUAUUUCUGUCAUUUUAUCUAGAGCAUUAUUUCCCUGAAUGUAUUCCUUUGUGAGUCAUAUUUUUUGUUUCCUUGAUAUUACAGUAAUAUUUUGCUGCUUUUUAAUGGAAUUUUCAAUUAAUAUGUGGACGAAUGCAUAACUCACUUAACCUCUUAAGGCGUCUGACCCUUUUUUUCAAUUUUCACCUAAAAUGACAUACCCAAAUCUAACUGCCUGUAGCUCAGGACCUGAAGCAAGGAUAUGCAUAUUCUUGAUACCAUUUGAAAGGAAACACUUUGAAUUUGGUGGAAAUGUGAAAUUAAUGUAGGAGAAUAUAACACAUUAGAUCUGGUAAAAGAUAAUACAAACAUAAAAACAUGCGUUUUCUAUUUAUUUUUUUGUUCCAUCAUCUUUGAAAUGCAAGAGAAAUGCCACAAUAUAAUAUUGCAGUUUAGGCGCAAUUUAGAUUUUGGACACUAGAUGGCAUCAGUGAGUGUGCAAAGUUUCUGAUUGAUCCAGUGAAGCGAUGCAAUACUGGACUAUUUUGUAUCAAGUCUGCCCAAAUGUGCCGAAUUGGUCAAUUGAUACAUUUUCAAGUACAUGCAGUGCCUUGCAAAAUUAUUCAUCCCCCUUGGCGUUGUUCCUAUUUUGUUGCAGAAGUGAAAUGAAAAAAAUAACUUGUUUCAAAAAAUUCUAAAAAAUAAAUAACGGAAAAGUGGUAUGUGCAUAUGUAUUCACCCACUUUGCUAUGAAGCCCAUAAAUAACAUCUGGUGCAACCAAUUACCUUCAGAAGUCACAUAAUUAGUUAAAUAAAGUCCACCUGUGUGCAAUCUAAGUGUCACAUGAUCUCAGUAUAUAUAUAUAUAUACCUGUUCUGAAAGGCCCCAGAGUCUGCAACACCACUAAGCAAGGGGCACCACCAAGCAAGCGGCACCAUGAAGACCAAGGAGCUCUGCAAACAGGUCAGGGACAAAGUUGUGGAGAAGUACAGAUCAGGGUUGGGUUAUAAAAAAAUAUCCAAAACUUUGAACAUCCCACGGAGCACCAUUAAAUCCAUUAUUAUAAAAUGGAAAGAAUAUGGCACCACAACAAACCUGCCAAGAGAGGGCCGCCCACCAAAACUCACAAACCUUUAACCUGCAGCUCAAUUGGUAGAGCAUGGCGCUUGUAAUGCCAGGGUAGUGGGUUCGAUCCCCGGGACCACCCAUACGUAAGAAUGUAUGCGCACAUGACUGUAAGUCGCUUUGGAUAAAAGCGUCUGCUAAAUAGCAUAUUAAUUUAAUAUUAAUAUUAACUAUGCAAGUCAGUUAAGAACAAAUUCUUAUUUACAAUGACGGCCUACAUCGGCCAAACCCGGACGACGCUGGGCCAAUUGUGCGCCGCCCUAUGGGACUCCCAAUCACGGCCGGUUGUGAUAAAGCCUGGAAUUGAACCAGGGGUCUGUAGUGAUGCCUCAAGCACUGAGAUGCAGUGCCUUAGACCACUGCGCCACUCGGGAGCACUGAAGGAGCUUCAAAGCUCCACAGCGGAGAUUGGAGUAUCUGUCCAUAGAACCACUUGAAGCCGUACACUCCACAGAGCUGGGCUUUACGGAAGAGUGGCCAGAAAAAAGCCAUUGCUUCAAGAGAAAAAUAAUAAUAAACACGUUUGGUGUUCGCCAAAAGCCAUGUGGGAGACUCCCCAAACAAAUGGAAGAAGAUACUCUGGUCAGAUGAGACUAAAAUUGAGCUUUUUGGCCAUCAAGAAAAACGCUAUGUCUGGUGCAAACCCAACACCUGUCAUCACCCCGAGAACACCAUCCCUACAGUGAAGCAUGGUGGUGGCAGCAUUAUGCUGUGGGGAUGUUUUUCAUUGGCAGGGACUGGGAAACUGGUCAGAAUUGAAGGAAUGAUGGAUGGCACUAAAUACAGGGAAAUUAUUGAGGGAAACCUGUUUCAGUCUUCCAGAGAUUUGAGACUGGGACGCAGUUCACCUUCCAGCAGGACAAUAACCCUAAGCAUACUGCUAAAGCAACACUCAAGUGGUUUAAGGGGAAACAUUUAAAUGUCAAACAAAACUAUGCUACAUUUUAUCUCUGGGACCCUCAGGAUGACAAAUCAGAGCAAGAUUACUGAAUGUAAGUACAUUAUUUACCUUCAGAGGUGAAUGUAUCAAACCAGUUGCCGUGAUACAGUGAGGGAAAAAAGUAUUUGAUCCCCUGCUGAUUUUGUACGUUUGCCCACUGACAAAGAAAUGAUCAGUCUAUAAUUUUAAUGGUAGGUUUAUUUGAACAGUGAGAGACAGAAUAACAACAACAAAAUCCAGAAAAACGCAUGUCAAAAAUGUUAUAAAUUGAUUUGCAUUUUAAUGAGGGAAAUAAGUAUUUGACCCCUCUGCAAAACAUGACUUACUACUUGGUGGCAAAACCCUCGUUGGCAAUCACAGAGGUCAGACGUUUCUUGUAGUUGGCCACCAGGUUUGCACACAUCUCAGGAGGGAUUUUGUCCCACUCCUCUUUGCAGAUCUUCUCCAAGUCAUUAAGGUUUCGAGGUUGACGUUUGGCAACUCGAACCUUCAGCUCCCUCCACAUAUCUUCUAUGGGAUUAAGGUCUGGAGACUGGCUAGGCCACUCCAGGACCUUAAUGUGCUUCUUCUUGAGCCACUCCUUUUUUGCCUUGGCCAUUUGUUUUGGGUCAUUGUCAUGCUGGAAUACCCAUCCACGACCCAUUUUCAAUGCCCUGGCUGAGGGAAGGAGGUUCUCACCGUCCAUCGUCCCUUUGAUGCGGUGAAGUUGUCCUGUCCCCUUAGCAGAAAAACACCCCCAAAGCAUAAUGUUUCCACCUCCAUGUUUGACGGUGUUCAUAGGCAGCAUUCCUCCUCCUCCAAACACAGCGAGUUGAGUUGAUGCCAAAGAGCUCCAUUUUGCUCCACCCAGUUCUCCUCUGAAUCAUUCAGAUGUUCAUUGGCAAACUUCAGACAGGCAUAUAUAUGUGCUUUCUUGAGCAGGGGGACCUUGCGGGCGCUGCAGGAUUUCAGUCCUUCACAGUGUAGUGUGUUACCAAUUGUUUUCUUGGUGACUAUGGUCCCAGCUGCCUUGAGAUCAUUGACAAGAUCCUCCAUGUAGUUCUGGGCUGAUUCCUCACCAUUCUCAUGAUCAUUGCAACUCCACGAGGUGAGAUCUUGCAUUGAGCCCCAGGCCGAGGGAGAUUGACAGUUAUUUUGUGUUUCUUCCAUUGUAGUCAUUUAGCAGACACUCUUAUCCAGAGCGACUUACAGGAGCAAUUAGGGUUAAGUGCCUUGCUCAAGGGCACAUUGACAGAUUUUUCACUUAGUCGGCUCAGGGAUUAGAACCAACGACCUAUCAGUUACUGGCACAACGCUCUUAACCACUAAGCUACCUGCCACCAUUUGUGAAUAAUCGCACCAACUGUUGUCACCUUCUCACCAAGCUGCUUGGCGAUGGUUUUGUAGCCCAUUCCAGCCUUGUGUAGGUCUACAAUCUUGUCCCUGACAUCCUUGGAGAGCUCUUUGGUCUUGGCCAUGGUGGAGAGUUUGGAAUCUGAUUGAUUGAUUGCUUCUGUGGACAGAUGUCUUUUAUACAGGUAACAAGCUGAGAUUAGGAGCACUCCCUUUAAGAGUGUGCUCCUAAUCUCAGCUCGUUACCUGUAUAAAAGACACCUGGGAGCCAGAAAUCUUUCUGAUUGAGAGGGGGUCAAAUACUUAUUCCCCUCACUGUACAUUUGUUGUUGUUGUGCACUAUUCUCAAACAAUAGCAUGGUAUUUUUUCACUGUAAUAGCUACUGUAAAUUGGACAGUGCAGUUAUAUUAACAAGGAUUUAAGCUUUCUGCCCAUAUAAGACAUGUCUAUGUCCUGGAAGGUUUGCUGUUACUUACAACAGUCUUGCUAAUCACAUUAGCGCACGUUUGCUCAACCAUCCCGUGUACGGGACACCGAUCCCGUAGAGGUUCAUCUGUUUACAGUCCAUUUAGGCUGCAGAUUCACUGUUGGAUUAUGUAUUUCUCCCUCCUUUAUCAGUUCACCGCUUGAUUUUCUGUUAUUUUGUCUGCCCUCAAGAUCAUGUCUCUAUUACUGCAGGCAGUCUCAAUGUUUUCUGAUACUUUGAGAAUCUUUCAAAUCAAAUCAAAUUUUAUUUGUCACAUGCGCCGAAUACAACAGGUGUAGACCUUACAGUGAAAUUAUUACUUACAAGCCCUUAACCAACAAUGCAGUUUAAGAAAAAUAAGUGUUAAUUCAAAAAUAGGUAAGUAAAAAAUAAAAUAAAAAAAUAAUAAAGAGCAGCAGUAAAAUAAAAUAACAGUAGGGAUGCUAUAUACAGGGGGUACCGGUACAGAGUCAAUGUGCGGGGGCACAGGUUAGUCGAGGUAAUUGAGGUAAUAUGUACAUGUGGGUAGAGUUAAAGUGACUAUGCAUACAGGGUCCCCUGUAGCUCAGUUGGUAGAGCAUGGCGCUUGCAACGCUAGGGUUGUGGGUUCGUUUCCCAUGGGGGGCCAGUAUGAAAAUGUAUGUACUCACUAACUGUAAGUCGCUCUGGAUAAGAGCGUCUGCUAAAAUGUAAAAUAAUAAACAGAGAGUAGCAGCAGCGUAAAAGAGGGGGUGAGGUGGGGUGACAAUGCAAAUAGUCCGGGUAGCCAUGAUUAGCUGUUCAGGAGUCUUAUGGCUUGGGGGUAGAAGCUGUUAAGAAGCCUUUUGGACCUAGACUUGGCGCUCCGGUACCACUUGCCGUGCGGUAGCAGAGAGAACAGUCUAUGACUAGGGUGGCUGGAGUCUUUGACAAUUUUUAGGGCCUUCCUCUGACACCGCCUGGUAUAGAGGUCCUGGAUGGCAGGAAGCUUGGCCCCAGUGAUGUACUGGGCCGUACGCACUACCCUCUGCAGUGCCUUGCGGUUGGAGGCCGGUCAGUUGCCUUACCAGGCAGUGAUGCAGCCAGUCAGGAUGCACUCGAUGGUGCAGCUGUAUAACUUUUUGAGGAUCUGAGGACCCAUGCCAAAUCCUUUCAGUCUCCUGAGGGGGAAUAGGCUUUGUUGUGCCCUCUUCACGACUGUCUUGGUGUGUUUGGACCAUGAUAGUUUAUUGGUGAUGUGGACAUCAAGUAACUUGAAGCUCUCAACCUGUUCCACUACAGCCCCGUCGAUGAGAAUGGGGGCGUGCUCAGUCCUCUUUUUUUUUCCUGUAGUCCACAAUCAUCUCCUUUGUCUUGAUCACGUUGAGGGAGAGGUUGUUAUCCUGGCACCACACGGCCAGAUCUCUGACCUCUUCCCUUUAGGCUGUCUCAUCAUUGUCAGUGAUCAGGCCUACCACUGUUGUGUCGUCGGCAAACUUAAUGAUGGUGUUGGAGUCAUGCCUGGCCAUGCAGUCAUGGGUGAACAGGGAGUACAGGAGGGGACUGAGCACACACCCCUGAGGGGCCCCAGUGUUGAGGAUCAGCGUGGCAGAUGUGUUGUUACCUACCCUUACCACCUGGGGGCGGCCCGUCAGGAAGUCCAGCAUCCAGUUGCAGAGGGAGGUGUUUAGUCCCAGGAUCCUUAGCUUAGUGAUGAGCUUUGAGGGCACUAUGGUGUUGAACGCUGAGCUGUAGUCAAUGAAUAGCAUUCUCACGUAGGUGUUCCUCUUGUCCAGGUGGGAAAGGGCAGUGUUGAGUGCAAUAGAGAUUGCAUCAUCUGUGGAUCUGUUGGGGCGGUAUGCAAAUUGGAGUGGGUCUAGGGUUUCUGGGAUAAUGGUGUUGAUGUGAGCCAUGACCAGCCUUUCAAAGCACUUCAUGGCUACAGACGUGAGUGCUACGGAUCGGUAGUCAUUUAGGCAGGUUAUCUUAAUAUUCUUGGGCACAGGGACUAUGGUGGUCUGCUUGAAACAUGUUGGUAUUACAGACUCAGUCAGGGACAUGUUGAAAAUGUCAGUGAAGACACUUGCCAGUUGGUCAGCGCAUGCUCGGAGUACGCGUCCUGGUAAUCCAUCUGGCCCUACGGCCUUGUGAAUGUUGACCUGCUUAAAAGUCUUACUCACAUCAGCUACGGAGGGCGUGAUCACAUAGUCAUCUGGAACAUCUGAUGCUCUCAUGCAUGCUUCAGUGUUGCUUGCCUCGAAGUGAGCAUAGAAGUGAUUUAGCUCAUCUGGUAGGCUCAUGUCACUAGGCAGCUCGCGGUUGUGCUUCCCUUUGUAGUCCGACGAGCGUCAGAGCCGGUGUGGUACUAUUCAAUCAUAGUCCUGUAUUGACUCUUUGCUUGUUUGAUGGUUCGUUGGAGGGCAUAUCGGGAUUCCUAGUCUAGACUCUCUUUACAACUCAGUACCUUCUAUCUUAGACAUACUGCUAGUGCCUGUGUUCCAGUGCAGUCAGUCAGAGUAGACACCCUGUCUGUUAUCUGAUCUAAUGACUGCCCUGGGUGUUUUUCAGCCACUCUAGGCGCCCUGGAGUUCAGCUUGCUUUAUGAGCAGGAGAACAACAGCCUCCACUGCAACAUCCUUAAAGCCAAGGUACCACCUACUGCACUAAUUUACUAGCUCUGAGACAAUUACACUGAAGUGGCCUGUGUUUAAAUCUGCUGCUGCAGUAGUUCAAAUUUACAGGGACUCCUCGUUCCUGCUGUCCUGUCUGGUGACAUAAAACGUCUGUGUUGUCUUUCCCUCAGGGACUGAAGCCCAUGGACUCCAACGGACUGGCUGAUCCAUAUGUCAAGCUGCAUCUGCUGCCAGGGGCCAGUAAGGUGAUGGAAUUCACCUUCCUUAUUUUCUACCUGGGGGUUAACAUAUGCUUGUGUAUUUGUUAUUGUAUGUGUCAUGAUUCAGAAAAAUCUGAGAAUGACAUCUGUGAUGCUAUGAUACACGCCCAUUAGCUCAAGCCUGCCACCUUGUGGCAUAAGGAUUAUCCAUUGUACUACAUACAAAGCUCAAUUUCCUCUAUCCAGCCUCAGAUAUAAGUGCUGAAGUCAAGUUCCUUAUCUUUGAUCUCUUGUAUCUACUCUCAUGUGCUGCAGUCCACCAAGCUACGCACCAAAACCCUGAGAAACACCCGUAACCCUGCCUGGAACGAGACCCUGGUCUACCAUGGUCUCACAGAUGAGGAUAUGCAGCGCAAGACUCUCAGGUGGAUACUGGAAGCAGAGAAACACAACACAGGGUUCACUAAACAUCAAGACAACACUAAACCACAACACUAUUCAAUUCCUGUCUUGUUGUCUCCAUUUGUUGCCAUGGUUUUAUCUAAGUGCUGAAUUGUUUUACUCUACAUGAUUUCUUCCAUGGAUGUUUUGAUCCAAUAUUAUUGAUGUCCUGUUUGGGUUGAUGCAGGAUCUCUGUCUGUGAUGAGGACAAGUUUGGACAUAAUGAGUUUAUCGGAGAAACUCGCAUUGCACUGAAGAAAUUGAAGAUCAACCAGAAGAAAAACUUCAACGUGUGUCUAGAGAGAGUUGUCCCUGUAAGUAGUAUAUCAUCAUGGUUCACACAUUAAAUAUACAGUAAGAGUCCCAGUUGUUUGAAUGUCUGAUUGGACCAUCCAUAUCCAUAUCCUUCCACAGACAAAGAAGACUGCAACAGCUGGAGGGGCUCGAGGCAUUUCGCUCUACGAGGAUGAGGUAUUGGUGUAUGACCUGCAUGUGUGGGCAUGUGGACUACCGCUACGUGUCCUCAUACAAAUCAUGUCUUCAUGAUAUUAUAUUAAAAUGUCACCCUUCCAUUCUCUCUCACCCAUCUUUCUCUCUCUGUUUCUUUCUCUCUCUCUCUCUCUCUCUCUCUCUCUCUCUCUCUCUCUCUCUCUCUCUCUCUCUCUCUCUCUAACCCCUCUACCCCACCCCCCUCGCUCUCUCCAGGGUGGGAAGGAGGGUGGAGAUGUGGAGGAGCGUGGUCGUAUCCUUAUCUCCCUCAUGUACAGCACCCAGCUGAACCGCCUGCUUGUGGGUGUGGUGCGCUGCGUUCACCUGGCCUCCAUGGACACCAAUGGAUACUCUGACCCAUUCGUCGAAAUGUCAGUGUCUGUUUCACUGUGAUUGCUAUCAGGAGUGAUUACAAACACAAGUUCUUCCAAACACUUUUUCAGUGUUUAGAUGAUGAAGUAUUCUCUUUUCUCUCAAGAUGAAAACAUAUUGAAUUAUGUCAAAGUUAUUCAUUUGCAAAGCAGAAUACAUCUGUUUUGCAAUUUACUUCCUAUCCCCAAAAACUAAGUUUGUCUUGUUUGUGAUGUGUUUAGAUGCCUGAAACCUGAUAUGGGGAAGAAGGCCAAGAACAAAACAAAUAUCAAGAAGAAAACCCUGAACCCAGAGUACAACGAGGUCAGUCCCCCGUUGGUGUCUUACAAUAAUAAUACAAGACAGAAGUAACCAUCUGACAGCAGUACUUUGUUUGUACUUUGAAUAUUAAAUGUCUGUCAAAACCUCAAUGUAUUGGUUUGUACUGAUUUAAAUUACAUUUAUUGGAGAUCGUGAGGGGGAUGACUUCUCACUUGUUGUGUUACAGGAAUUUAGCUAUGACAUCAAGCACAGCGACCUGGCUAAGAAGACCCUGGACAUCUCAGUGUGGGACUACGACAUUGGGAAAUCCAAUGAUUACAUCGGUAAGAUCCAUAGGAAUAUGUUCGAGAUCUACUAGACCUUGUUGAAAUGUUCCAUGUUAUGCAAGUCCUCUCACCCUCCCCUCCCUAUCUCUUGGUCUGCUGUAGGUGGGUGCCAGCUGGGCAUCACGGCUAAAGGGGAGCAGCUGAAGCACUGGUAUGAGUGCCUGAAGAACAAGGACAAGAAGAUAGAGCGCUGGCACACGCUGUUGAAUGAGAAUCCUGUCAACAGCAACUAACCCCCACCCUGCAUGAGCUAAGUCCUCUCCCUCUACACUCAGCCCCCUAUCCUCUCUCACAUUACCCUGUCUAACCUCCCUCCACACCUCCCCAAGAACCUUCAUUUUAGAUUUAGUUUUAUUUUACUUACCGGUAGUCUUCCUGUCUGGUGUCUGCAUUCUUUCUUGCCCUCAACCCAACCCACCACAUGCACCCUUCCCAUCCUCCAUGUUGUCCCAGGUGUGAUAUUUCCUUCUCCUAUCUCUCCCCCUUUACUGAGACUUAUCUACCAAGGGGAUUCCCCAAGAGGCAAAACCUGGUAUACUUUAAAAAUCAUCCUUCAAAAUCAACUUAGGGAUUCAACAAUUUAAGGCAAAAAAUUAUGUUGUUUGACAUUGCAGUAUACAGUUGCAUUGAGACGAUCAUGCCUGUUGAAGGUGUUAUUGAACUUGACACAUCCCAAACUAAAUAAAAUCAAUUUGAAAUGCACUAGCACAAAAGACGAUGAAGCAAAUAUGUUAUUGCAUUCUAUGUGGGAUAAAAUCUACAGCACCCAUUGAACUAUGAAGUUCAUUAGACUGGCAGGUUGUAAUCCUUGAUUUCUGGUAAAAUGACACCAUGCGGUAUUAUUACCACUUGUAUGAGAAUUCAAAACCACAUGAAAACACUGAGGACACACAGCUGUUUAUUUAAUGAUAUCGAAUGAAUAUUAUGGCAUUCUCAUGAAGAAGGUUUACAUGUUGCUGAUCUUCUGAAGUUGAGGAUAAAAAUAUUCUGGACUAUGAAAAAGGGUAUGAUUCACAAAUCAAUUGACUGACAUUUAGUUUGGAGAGUAUAUUUCUUAGUUUUUUAAUUUAUUACUUACUAAAUAGGCAAUUUAAGGAACUCAUAUUUAUUUAUUUCAGUAUCAGUUUAAAGAUUUUGAAUGAUAGCACUCCAGGUAGAAGAAAAUGUACUCACUUUCUGUCAAGUGUUCACUUUUAGUCCUUAUUUGAGUCCUGUUUAUAGCACCCUGGUCUCAUAGACUAGACUUAACAUAGUAAAUGUAAAUCCAGGAAACUCAAAUUAGUAUGAUAUGUUAUGUUUGGUAUGGUUACAUAAGACAGAUGGUUACUUAAGGUAGAGUGGGAUGGGAUGGGAUGGGAUGGGAUGGGAUGGGAUGGGAUGGGAUGGGAUGGGAUGGGAUGGGAUGGGAUGGGAUGGGAUGGGAUGGGAUGGGAUGGGAUGGGAUGGGAUGGGAUGGGAUGGGAUGGGGUGGGGUGGGGUGGGGUGGGGUGGGGUGGGGUGGGGUGGGGUGGGCAGAUAACGCGAACGCCUAGCAACCCAAAGGUUGUGAGUUUGAAUCUCAUCACGGACAACUUUAACAUUUUAGAUAAUUAGCAACUUUUCAACUACUUAGUACUUUUUAGCUACUUUGCAACUACUUAGCAUGUUAGCUAACCCUUCCCCUAACCGUAACCCUUUUAGUUAACCCUUCCCCUAACCCUUUCCUUAACCCUUUAACCUAACUCCUAAACUUAACCCUAACCUUAACCCCUAACCCCUAGCCUAGCUAACGUUAGCCAGCUAGCUAACAUUAUCCACCUAGCCACCUAGCUAGAAUUUUUUACAUAUCAUACGUUUAGCAAAUUCAUAACAUAUUGUACAUUUUGCUAAUUCGUAACAUAUGAUAAGAAUUGUAAUUCGUAAUAUAUCAUACGAAAUGGGUGAUGGAAAACCAUAAAUUAAUACAUACCAAACUAAACGUAACAUAUCAAACUGAAUGGAGUGUCUCAUCAAGAAAAAACAAAAUGCUCUGAGACCAGGUUGGUUUAUAGAUGUAGUUAGGAAAUGUGAAAUUUUUUAUGAGAAUGUUUGCACUGAAAAGUUGACCAUCUGGUUCAGUUCUUUGUUUACGGUGAAGGGAGACAGUAGACAGGAAAAAAUAUUAUUUCCCUGGCUAGUAAUGAGAAGUUUACUAUGACAGGUGUGUACUUCUCUAAUGCACAUGGUUUACAAUGAAAGUUUACAGAGGUUGUCUACUGACUGACAUUUUUUACAUUGAAUGCACAUUAACAGAUUUUUCACUGACACUUAAAGCCUGCUCCACCUUAGACAUACUAAAUAAGACAAUUUAAGGCUGUCAUAAGAGAAUGUGCUGCUUAACUUGCAUGCACUGUGCUCGUGACCCCUGUGUUUUCUGUGCCUGGAGCAGUCACAC